AGAGAAAAGGAAAGGUGGUAUACUCGCUUGGCUCUUGGCUAAACAUAAGCAUGGAGGUAUAAGCAACAGCAAAUAGUCUUUGUCACGAAAAUACACAAAGGGCCCAUAUUUAUUGACCUAAAAAUGUAACACAAAGAAACCGUACGGUAACACAACUGAAUAGGCAAUAAAUUACGGAUACCCAGAGCCAUGUACAGUCUUAUUGGCUGAUUGCUAUUGCGCAAUGGCACAUUGAACGAGAUUUACAUUGUCCUCCAGUGGAGGACUCUUAUUUGUUGCCAAGAACUUCGACCCAAGGUUGAAAAAUACAUUAACGUUUCUUGGGUUUUGACUGGAUAUUCUUUUUUCGGACAAAGGUUAGACCUAUUAUUGUCAUAAGCUACAUGGAACUGGUGAGAAGCAUGCGUCUAUUUUGUUUAUAAGCAUCGAUGAGUUCAAAUAUAUAGAUAGACUAUACGUCCACAUACUUUUUAUAGCUCUAUGAGAUUACCAAUGGGAGUGAAGUUAAGAAAAGGAUGUGUGCUGAUUGGUAUGCAUGUUAUAGCCCUUCUGUCCAUAGGGUGCGCAAUACCAUGUUUCAGCUUCUUCCUUAUCCAGUUCAAAGAGGAAUUCGGCGUUGGGUCUGGGCUCAUCGGGACUGCCAACAGCCUCUGCAUCGGCCUAACAUCCAUUGUCGCUCCAGUUGCGACGAUUAUGAAUAGGCUGUACGGCUAUCGAGUGACUAUCAUGGUCGGGGCGUUAUCGUAUUCUGUAGGGCUGAUCCUAAGCUCAUAUGUGACCGAAGUUUGGCAAAUAUUCUUCACGCACUCUCUCUUAACAGGUGGCGGUGUAUGUAUCACAUUUCAGACAAUGGUCUUCUUUGUCGGUAUGAACUUUAAGAAGUCAAUGAAUCUUGGUAACGGUAUUCUAUUCUCUGCUAUUGGUCUUGGUAUGCUGGUUAUCCCGCUGAUAUGUUCUGUCCUCGAUCAUCACUUCGGAUGGAAAGCUGCCAUACGUAUAAUUGGGGCGCUGUGUCUCCACUCUGUCGUAAUUUCCGCGCUGAUAUUCCGGAAAUCGUUCAAUCCAUACAUGCAGAAACCAACAGCUGUUGAACUACCAGAGAAGUACGAUAAUGAAGAGGAAGAAGAUUUUGAUGAUCCCAGUACACCGAUGUCGAAUUCUGAGAAAGAUUCAACAGACAAAAGAAAAGAAGAAAGUGGAGACGAAGAUAUAGAAGAGAAAGACGACAAAAAAGAUAAACCGCAAGAACUUGUUAUUGUUAACCCACGACCCCCAAAUAAAUUUAGUUGCCUACCACUCCUACGGUCUUUACUAAUUUUUAAAAAAUACCCACGUCUUUUAGUGAUGACCGUAUCCUUGUGUUUCAUUUGUGUAGGCUACUCAGGAUUUUUCGUGCACAUGAUCGCGAGUUCGAAAUACAGAGGUGCGACCGAUUUCGAAUCGGCUGUCAUAUUUGGCGUCUUUGGUAUUGGCAAUUUAGUCGGUCGCCUGGCGAACGCGAUACCAUUAUAUUUUAAGCUAAUAUCUGAAACGAACCUGUUCAUCAUUUCCAUAUUUGUAGUAACCGUUUGCAUGGCUAUCUUUGGAAUAUGCCAGACAUUCUCAACUAUGCUGUUCAUUGCUUCAGUAAUUGGACUCUUCUUCGGGAUGUACAUACCCCAAAUCCCUUCCAUCAUUCGAAUGAUUGUACCGAAGGAUAAAUUUGAUAAAGCUUAUGGACUGUGCAUCGUGCCUUCGGGAGUAACAUCUAUUUUCGGCGGUUACAUUGCUGGUGCUAUCUAUGAUCGUACGGGAGCAUACACAUUGUCGUUCUUCUUCGCAGCAGGGAAUUACGGAAUUGUAACAACGAUCUUAGUUCUGACGGAAAUAGCAAUGAAAUGCCGUUGUAAACCUGAAAGGACCAGACUUAGUAGUAGCGAUGAUUCUGACGUCAAUGCGCCCGUUACAGCCGUCUGAGAGACAUGAUUUCUAUCCAAUCGUUAUAGGCCUAUCUGUACCGUCCUAGCCGUCUGAGUUUUAACUUUCAUUCAAUCGCAAUAGGCUUACUGUACCGCCCUAACCGUCUGAGAGUCCUGACUUUCAUCCAAUCGCAAUAGGCCUACUAUAGGCUAUACCAACCUAGCUUGCAUUUUAUCUUUGUAGAAAUGUAGGCCCAUCACAGUAAGUUUUAAUAUGCAUCAAGCAAUCAGGGCUUAUUUAAAAUCUGUGAUAGAACUAAGUACGGUAAAACAUCAAUUAUAAGAAACAAUUUAAAGAGUUGAUGUUGAUGGUAUAGUGUAUAUAUACAGUAUAAACAGUA
Messenger RNA from Anneissia japonica, 2299 nucleotides. Its product is annotated as monocarboxylate transporter 6-like. Lineage: Eukaryota; Metazoa; Echinodermata; Crinoidea; Comatulida; Comatulidae. The record is from RefSeq and is a predicted model, not a curated record. The transcript has 5 exons. Gene Ontology annotation, biological process: transmembrane transport; monocarboxylic acid transport. Gene Ontology annotation, molecular function: monocarboxylic acid transmembrane transporter activity. The coding region runs from base 481 to 1956 and encodes 491 amino acids.